AUGGAGACUACUCUGGACAUGACCAAAGUCAGCUACCUCUUCACGAUCUACAAAAGCUCGACCAACUGCUUCCUGCGAUGGCUCUGGUGCGCUUACCACCAAGCAGAUCCUCGAUCCGCUGCAGGUGUGGAGCCUUUCCGAACCACGAGUAAGAUUAUCGAAGUUUCCCAUACCGUCUACAACGCGGGUCGACCUGUUCCGGGCUCCGUUCUUGGGGCUCUACGCGACGCCAUUCGACAUCGCAAGAGUGUUGGCCAAUUUUAUGGAGACGCUGGGAAAGCCAAUCGCGGGCAUCGCCAAUUCAUUAGGAGGCUUGAACAGACGUUGGCCAUCUUGGAGCCCCUGGAGGCACAAAACGUACCUUUCGAAGACUACUUGGGCCGUCAAGAAGAUGAAAGGCCUCGUGGUAUAUUGGAGCAACAACCCAACCCGUUUGCUGCCUUGAUAGAAGGUCUGAACAUCUCUCCACACGCUUCACCACCGCGAGCGAGCGACAUGGCCUCGCCGACUGCUCCAACUCCGUCUACUCCAAACAAACCAGAGUCCAAGACUGAACCAAAGAAACCUGAAGAGUUCAUCUUGGAAGAUGACGAUAUAGGUGUGGCGUACCAUGCGGCCCAUUUCCUGGUGGAUAUGCAUCAGUUUCAUGCCCACCUCGAGGAAACCUGGAAAGCAGCAGGCGAGGGCAAGAUUCCUCUUCUGGCCGCAGCUUUCCAGUCCAACUGCGUUGCGUACUUGAACUGCUAUAAAACACCGAGGGUGGAUUGUUCCGCCUUAUGCUUCUUCUCCGAGCACAACUGUACUUGCCGACAAUGCAACCGCAUUCGUAACUUCAUCCAAUUCAGGACGAACUCGUCGAAUGCGGACGUUUACGUCAAGCUUGCGCGGAGGCUUUGGAUGAUUGCUAGUAUCAUCAACGACUAUGGGCGAAACUUAGGGGAGAGCUACCGGCCCCCUGAAGUUCACGGGCGACCCGCGAUCUGCAAUUUACUGAACUGCCCGGACCAGUUUCGCACUCCACCCUCGUCUGAAAUCCCUCACCUGGAAAACUUCCUUUCAACGGAAAAUCAACGAAUAGUUCGCGACCUAAUGGAUGCCAUCAACAACCGACUGGACCCGCUAAAACGCGGAAUCACUGUUGUGGAGAUGAUCAAGGGAAAUUUCCUCAAGGGAUUCGUCGAUAUCUGCGAGGCCUUGUUCGAUUUCGGGCAGUCGUUCCUGCUCCAGAACACACGCGUUGUACAUGGAGAAUUGGUGGUAGUGAUGAGCAUGUUUCUUCUGGUUGAAAAGACGACCAUGCAAUACGGCGGUUUGAGGGGCAGCGCCUGUCGUGCCCAAGGCCUUCGUUUCGCCAUGGACAUGUACCGCGCGACCGAACCCGUUUUGGAGACUGUCAAACAGUGCCACCCAGAUAGCAGCAUGGGUCUUGAAACCCUACGCUUAGGCCUGAACAUAUAUGGAAGCGAUGAACAGUCCGGUAUUUACCACGAAUCUCCUUGGACCGUGGGUUGUCACAUGUUGGACAUGCUCACGGCAGCUAUCAGGGUCGGAGGAGAGGUCUGCAGGUACUGGGCCGUUCUCAGAACGACGCUACACCUCUACAACGCAUUGCGGAUCAGAGGCUUCGACGAAUUCCAGAUACCGCAGAUUCCCGUGCUAGAAGAACUAUCCGGCAUGUUUCUUCAAGAGGUCUUCCUGGGGACCGUCCCGAAACUCAAGUUCCUAUCGUCUUUUCGUUUGGCAGUUUUCAACAGUCACUGGGUCAAGCACUCCGGGAAAUUCCAGCUUGAACGCGGACUUGACCUGCUCACACCAUCUAUCGAAGCACCCUACUGGGGACUCUGUAACCAACACUACACCAACCACCAGAGGAAUGGGGAAUUCCUGUGCAAGUUGUACAAGACCGAGAAGCCUGUCGCACUCUGUCCAUGCAAAAGAUGCGAGGGCAAACGUGCUGCGCAAGUGCAAGCCAAUCUCCAAAAGGUCAAGAAAGCCCGUGACCUCCUGCGCAAGGAUACAUGGUACGGGUACGCUUGCAAGAGCCGAGAGGCGGUGUUGACGGAGGUUCAGGGACCAGCUCCAAUCGCGCGCGUCAACUUCUUCGCGCUGUUUAGGUCCUGUGCGGCGAUACUGGAAAGUUUUGGUAGCCUCGCUAUCCCGGUGGUUCAGAACAAAUACAAAGAGCAAGGGUUGUGGAAGGACUGGAUGGACAAAGGUCUCUCAAUUUCAAGAUUUGCCGCCGAGGAUCUUAUGGAAAUCCUCGACGCUAUGCCUGGUGAUACAAGACGCGACAGGGAGCGUCUGGCCAAGAAACCGUUGUUUAAGCAUGCUGUGAGUGUUUUCAAGUCGUUGGAAAGGACAGAUGUAACUUUGGAGGAAUUUAUGUGGAAUAUUUGA
Colletotrichum aenigma is the source of this 2397-nucleotide messenger RNA. RefSeq lists its product as uncharacterized. The record is from RefSeq and is a predicted model, not a curated record. The transcript has 3 exons. The coding region runs from base 1 to 2397 and encodes 798 amino acids. NCBI's taxonomy places the organism in Eukaryota, Fungi, Ascomycota, Sordariomycetes, Glomerellales, Glomerellaceae.